AUGGAGUGCCUGGCGAGGGCUCCGUCUACGUUCACCGCCUUCUUUUUUCGCAGUCAUGCGCCUGCGUCCUCUGACCCGUGUGCUUCCAAGUUGCAUCUGCAGCAGCAAGGAGCGUCGCUCUGCCCCACAACUCUCACCAACGAUAAGAACACCACUCCGUCUUCAUCGAGUAAGGCACUCGUGCCCGUGGGUGGAACACUCGUGACCGUGGCUGUGUUGGAGGGCUUCGGGAUUGGAUUCCCAUCUAACCUCCGCCCGUUUGAUUCGCUCACUGCUCUCGUUGGUCGCGGGAAGAGCACCAGCAGCGGCAUCGGCGAAUCUCCCGCCGCCUCUGCCACCGCUGCAGCGACCGCCGCAUCUGCUGCAUCUUCCGUCUCUCUAUCCGUCUCCGCUCCGGCGGCCCCUACAGCUACCGUCCAUGCCCCUUCCUCGUCGCGCGCUGCUACCACCACAACAGGCGCUUUUGCCGGCCAUCACGGUAGCAGCAGUCGGAUUACCACGGGAACGGCGAUUUCGUCGUCUCCUUUCGCCGGCUUGUCGCCGCCUUCCACUCGGGUGACGUCGUCGCUUCUGGUGUCGUUUCUUGUGAACUACUCGGUUCUCGUGUCCGACUGGUGGCAGUUCAAGCACACCGCCAGGGACCGCCUCCUCGCGUGCGUCGGUUCCCGGUGGCCCCUCGCUGCCGUCGUCGCGCACACCUCGGACCCCGUCAAGGUCGCUGCGCUCGCCGCUGCCGCUACGGCUGCGGCUGCUGCAGCUGCCGCUGCGAUUGCCGCCGCAUCCGCGGAUGCGGAGCGGUUUCCGCAGCUGCAGUUUUUCCGCCAGCCGUUCCGAGGGCUGGGAUGGGGAGGUGGCUCGUUGCAAGGCGGUAAAGAGGGAUCCGAAACGGAAGGAGAGGAUGGCGAAGCGAGCGACGGCGGGGAUGCACCGGUUUCCCCGUCAGGGAGUGAGUCCGACGGAGAGCCGCGAGUGAACGAGCGCAAGUGGUUCGGUCUGUUGGGGGGACGGUCUGCGCGCGGCGAUGUGGAGGCGGAGGACGGCGGGCGAGGGGAGUUGGCGUCGGUGAUGCGCGACGACCUGGACCCCAGCAUGGUGUGGGGGCAGCGGCGCAUGGACCUGGACGCCGAGGACUCGCGCCGAGAGUUCCUGGGCAAGCCCGGCUUUAGCUUCUCCGCCGCGGGGCUGCUCUUCCCGUACCACCUGGGCGUCACGCACUUCCUCGAGCAGAACGGCUACAUCACGGAGCACACGCCGCUGGCGGGGUCGUCGGCGGGAGCCCUGGUGUGUGCGACGAUUGCAUCGGGAGUGGAUCCCCGCACGGCGCUGCGCCUCACAAAGCACCUCUCCGCGGACUGCCGCGCCAACGGCACGGCCUUCCGCCUCGGGAAGCUGCUGCGCGCCGUGCUGGAGGAGAUACUUCCGCCCAACGCGCACCUCUGCUGCAACGGCCGCAUCCGAGUGGCGGUGACGCAGGUGUUCGGCAGUCCGCGCGGCGUGCUGGUGGACCAGUUCGACUCGCGCGAGGACCUCAUCGACGCGCUCAUCACCUCCUCCUUCGUGCCCGGGUACUUGGAGCCCCGCCCCGCCACUCGCUUCCGCAACCGCCUCUGCAUUGAUGGCGGCCUCUCCCACUUCAUGCCGCCCACCGCAAGUGACGAAACGGUGCGCAUCUGUGCCUUCCCAGCGUCAGCGCUGGGGCUGAGCGGCAUUGGCAUCUCACCGGACCUGAACCCGCGGGAGUCGUGGAGCAUGCGGCAGCUCUUCUCCUGGGCGCUGGAGCCCGCCGAGGACGACUUCCUGGACGAGCUCUUUGACUGCGGCUACCAGGACGCUCAGUCGUGGGCGCACGGCUAUGAGGCUGCCAAGAGCCUCGAGAGGGCCAUGCCUCUGCAGCAGCUGGACGCUCCUGACCUGCUCUCACUCUCACUGCCGCUUUCUGGGUCCGCAGCAGGUGAUGUGAUGCAGGGAGGCAUGCUGAAUGCUGGCAAUGGUGCAGCUGCAGCCUUGGAAGUGGCUGUGGGUGGCAAGAGGAGUUGA
Messenger RNA from Closterium sp. Naga37s-1, 2037 nucleotides. The record is from the annotation of a GenBank genome assembly. NCBI's taxonomy places the organism in Eukaryota, Viridiplantae, Streptophyta, Zygnematophyceae, Desmidiales, Closteriaceae.